Molecule: messenger RNA, 1519 nt
Organism: Stegastes partitus (bicolor damselfish)
Lineage: Eukaryota; Metazoa; Chordata; Actinopteri; Pomacentridae
Gene: kmt5ab
Product: lysine methyltransferase 5Ab
Exons: 8
Coding region: 137-1165 (342 amino acids)
Biological process (GO): regulation of transcription by RNA polymerase II; regulation of DNA damage response, signal transduction by p53 class mediator
Cellular component (GO): polytene chromosome; nucleus
Molecular function (GO): histone H4K20 methyltransferase activity; protein binding; transcription regulator activity
Source: RefSeq, a predicted model, not a curated record
UCCACGCUCUCUCGACCCGUCUUCGGACUGUGGUCCGUCUCAAGUUUGUUGCUGCAGAAACAGUGAAUUGAGCACAACGAGGAGCCAUAACUGAAACAUUUUGAAGACGUUUUUCGGUUGUAUUCUCGGAACUGACAUGGCAAAAGGGAAGAAGACUGUGCUGAGAACCGACAAAAAGCCCGAGGAAACUGUUGAACAUAAAGUCACUUCACAGACGGAGACAAAGGAAAACAAGCCAGCAACUAACAAGGACUGUGUGGGUGUAGGUAAAGUGCAGUCAGUUCUCCAGGGUCUACGGAGUCCAGGCAAACCAAGAUCCCCUUUGAGCGACAGUUCGAGCAUGCUGAUCCAGGAAGGAAAUGAUUUUGAUGCAAGUAAUCCUGGCACUUCAAAGCAGAACAAAGGCACACCCAAUGAAAUGACAUCUGACAGUUGCGAGUCUAAAGAGCAGCAGUCUGAAGUGGCUUGUCACAGUCAUGGGACAAGAGACCAAGCCACUGACCAACCUGAGCAAAAACAGUCCACCACACAUGCAGAUGUCAGGUCUGCAACUGACAGCAAAGUUCCAGUAUCCAAGCCUCGGAGCAGAACUGGUCGCAAACUUGGAGCAAAAAAGAUAGAAAAUAAAGCUCCCCAAAACAGAAAGGUCACAGACUAUUAUCCCAUCAGACGAAGUAACAGAAAAACUAAAGCAGAGUUAAAGAGUGAAGAACACAGACACAUUGAUGACCUGAUAAAGAACGGCAUUGAGGAGGGAAUGCAGGUCAAACACAUAGAAGGAAAAGGAAGAGGAGUUUUUGCUAUCAAGGGCUUCAAAAAAGGAGAUUUUGUCGUGGAGUACCAUGGAGACCUACUGGACCUUACUGAGGCUAAAACAAGAGAGGACCAGUAUGCUCAGGACCCUCAAACAGGCUGUUACAUGUACUACUUCCAGUAUCAAUCUAAAACUUACUGUGUUGAUGCUACAAAGGAGACCAGCCGUCUUGGGAGGCUGAUCAACCACAGUAAAAUUGGAAACUGUCAGACUAGACUCCACCCCAUCGAUGGAACCCCUCAUCUGAUCUUAGUGGCUUCUAAAGACAUCAAAGCCGAGGAGGAGCUGCUGUAUGACUAUGGUGACAGGAGCAAAACCUCAAUUUUGGCACAUCCUUGGCUUAAAAAGUGAAACCACGACUGUUAACAUUUCAGAAGAAUUGGUGCUCUCGGCUGUCCAUUUCAUCCUUAUGUAAAAGAUGCCAUACAUGGAAAAAAAUGCCUUUUUUUUUAUUAAGUAUAAAAGUGUUUGGGUUUUAAAUAGGGGCUAAAGCUUCAGCUCAUGAAAAGUGUAUUUUUGAAAAAUGUGUUUUUAUCAUGCUUUUAUAUUUUUCCUAACUAAUGGAUUCAAACUUGAAGAGUAUUUUUCCUUGAAGUAGUGUUUCACUGUCCAUGGGGACUCUUUUGUAAAGAAUGAAAUUCUGGAUAUUGUAAAUUAUUGGUGUGCUUGUAAAUUGAGGAAUAAAACUGCUGAGUUUUCAUUCCA